Messenger RNA from Xenia sp. Carnegie-2017, 5544 nucleotides. Its product is annotated as phospholipid-transporting ATPase ABCA3-like. The record is from RefSeq and is a predicted model, not a curated record. Gene Ontology annotation, biological process: lipid transport; transmembrane transport. Gene Ontology annotation, cellular component: membrane; intracellular membrane-bounded organelle. Lineage: Eukaryota; Metazoa; Cnidaria; Anthozoa; Malacalcyonacea; Xeniidae. The coding region runs from base 310 to 5364 and encodes 1684 amino acids. Gene Ontology annotation, molecular function: ATP binding; lipid carrier activity; ATP hydrolysis activity. The transcript has 18 exons.
CAUUAUGACCUCUCACCUUCUCAGAAAAUGAUUUCAUCAUCAAGCCUUUACGAAAUCUGGAUGCUGAUAUAAAAUUAUUGCUACGGAAUUCCUGUAAGUCUAUAUAUGAUUUACGACCAUACAUAACAUCGAAAACGUUUAAAAGCCAAAUUCGCAACUUUGUUCGUUUUUAGUCCCUAUCAACAAACAAACGCAAUCUGAUGAGCGUUUUUGGGCAUUAUCUUACGAGUUGAUGGUUUUGCAUUCGUGAGUUCUUUCGAAAAUUUAAGAUUUAUUUAAAAGGUACCAGUUAAAAAACUGGCUGGGAGAAUGUCGAAAUUGAAACAACUUGGUCUGCUGAUAUGGAAGAACUUCAAGCUUCAAAGAAAACAUCCGAUUGGAACCAUUUUUCAAAUAGGGUUACCAAUCUCCAUGUCAUUCACACUCCUGGCCUUGCGAUUGUUCCUUGUCACUGAUUGCCCAGCCUUGGUUUGGAAUGAAUUCAGUGUAACCUCUCCACCACCAGCACUAAGAAGAUCAUUCUCUAUAGGCUUGGCUGCAAAUAAUGCUUCUCAACUGUCCCAAGAGCUUUUCAACAACCUUACAUUUUAUCUUAAUGAACAUGCUUAUCCGGAUCAAAAUAUCACCUUGCAAAUAUUUCCAAAUGAGGAUGACGUGGUUAAUGAACUAAUGAGCUCCUCUGAAGGCAACUCUACCAAAUGCAUUGGAGGUAUAUACUUUACUCGUCUCCCAUCAAAACAGGCCAAUUUCAUCAACUACAAGCUGCGACUCAUCAACCCAAAGGAAGACAACUCUGGCCUUGGCAAGAAUGGCAAUGGCUGGUUGACAAAGUAUGUUUUCUCGAGGUUUCAAAAUCCUGAACCAAGAAAUAAAGAUGAUUCCCAUGAAGGCAGUCCAGACGAUUAUAGUACCGCUUUCUUGUUUACCCAACAUGCAGUAGAUCGAGCUAUUAUUGGACAGUUUGCUACUCAAGACCAAAUAUCGGUUCGCAUAGAAAAAUUUCCAUUCACAAACUCUUUUAAGGUUUCCUUCAGUUCAAAUAUUCAAUUUUUAAUCCCAGUCGUCAUUGCAAUUGCUUUUUUGUUUAUUGCACUUGUGAUUGUGCGUAAUAUUGUAUAUGAGAAGGAACAAGGGCUAAAGGAAACUUUAAAAAUCAUCGGCGUCAAUAAUUGGCUUCAUUGGGUGGCGUGGUUUAUUGAAAGUUUUCUUAUUUGUCUCCUUGCAGUUGUCAUAAUGACGCUUCUUUUCACGAUAAAAUUGAACAGUAAUGGGAGUGUUAUCGACAAAACAGCACCCACAAUAUUUUUCAUCUAUCUUUUGCUUUAUUUUACCUCUGGUAAUAUGUUUUGUUUUUUCGUAAGCGUUUUUUUCUCCAAAGCGAGCACCGCUGCUGCAGGUGGUGGUAUAAUUUGGUAUAUUUCCUUCAUACCAUUCUUCUUCAUAAUGCAAUACUACGACAAAAUGUCGUUCACUCUCAAAGCAAUUGCAUGCCUCAUACCAAAUCUUGGCAUGUCUCUUGGAGCGAUUGACAUCGGCAAGUUUGAAGGAUCCGGUAGCGGCGUUCAAUGGGAUAACCUUUUUCAUGGUGUUGAUGUGGACGACACGUUCUCCCUCGGGACUGUGUUCAUCAUGAUGAUUAUUAGUUGUGCCAUAUAUGGUAUGCUUACAUGGUAUAUUGAAAAUGUGUUCCCAGGACAGUAUGGUACUUCAAAACCUUUUUACUUCCCAUUCACCAAGACCUACUGGUGCGGAAGCUUUGAAAAGGUAUCAAAUGAUGAAGAAACCUUGCCAUUAUUAAGAAAUGCGGAGAAGUUCGAAACAUCGAAGAAGUUCGAAAGGGCUCCUCAAGGUCUGGAUGUGGGGAUUGACAUCAAAAAUUUAGUGAAGAUCUAUGACGGAGUAACAGGUAAAAAAGUCGCUGUAGAUGAUGUUUCACUAAAGAUGUACGAGGGACAAAUUACGGUUCUUCUUGGUCAUAACGGAGCUGGUAAAAGUAGUUUGAUGUCUGUCCUUACCGGUUUUUAUUCUCCGAGUCAGGGAACUGCCGUUGUCAAUGGUUACGACAUUAGAACAAGUAUGGAUGGCGUACGGUCAAGUUUAGGUUUAUGUCCACAACAUGACGUUUUGUACGAUCGACUGACUGUUAAGGAGCAUUUGUGGUUCUUCGGAAAACUGAAGGGUCUGUCUAGUGAUGAAAUCGAUAGCGAAGUGGAAAAAAUGAUGGAGUCCAUCAAACUGGCCGAUAAAGCUAACGCUCAGACAAGAUAUUUGUCCGGCGGGAUGAAACGCAAGCUAUCUUUAGGAGUAGCGCUGAUUGGAAAAACGAAGGUGUUAAUGCUUGAUGAACCUACUUCCGGUAUGGAUCCAUCCGCCUGCAGGUUUACUUGGGAACUGCUUCAGAAGUAUCGUGACGGGCGAACGAUCUUGCUGACGACACAUUUCAUGGACGAGGCCGACGUUUUAGGAGAUCGAAUUGCAAUAAUGGCUGAGGGCAAAAUCCGUUGUUGUGGUAGUUCAUUGUUUUUGAAAAACCAUUAUGACGUGGGUUAUCAUCUAGUGAUGGUCAAAGAACCAGAAUGUAAAGAACACAAAAUUGACGAACUUGUUAAAGACUAUGUCCCGAAUGGCCAAUUGGAAAGUCGCGCUGGCGCUGAAUUGUCAUACAUCUUGCCUCGAGAAUCUUCCCGGAAUUUUUCCACGUUGUUCUCAGAACUGGAGACUCGACGAAAGGAGCUGGGAAUUGCUAGUUAUGGCGCUUCAAUGACAACCAUGGAAGAAGUUUUUAUGAAAGUGGGAACGGAAUGUGACGACACGUUAGAUGAUAGACUAAAAGCGGAUGCAAUAAACGCUUCAGUAAGUACAGUGAAUGAUGAAGACACAUUAUAUGGACGCAACAACAGUAUGAUGCCAAUAACAAACACAACAAAGCCACAGUUAAACUACGGAAUAACCUUGUUUCUGCAGAGGUGGUGUGCUAUGUUCAAGAAACGCUUUCUUCAUUCGCGUCGACAUAAAAUAGCCAUAAUUCCUCAGCUUCUCGUGCCUCUUAUUUACACAAUGCUUGCUUUGAUUUCCAUUGACAUGAUUCCUAAGCCCGAGGACUCUCCUCCCAGAAUUUUGACGACAGCUAUGUUUCAUGAUAACAUUGCACCUUACUCAAUUGCUGGAAACCCGAACAGGGAGAUAAAUGAUCUGGUUAAAAUGUACACACAUUCGGCAAGCUCGUACACUAAGUUCGUUGAUAUCGACAAGGAUAGUGCUUUCCGUGAUGGGAACAUGACCAAAUAUUUACUAGAAAAAGCCAAAGGAAGAAACAUUGGAUACUUCAACAGACAUUAUCUGGUUGCAGCGACAUUUACUGAAGCAAAUAAAAAAGCAAUAGCCAAGGCUUGGUUCAACGAUCAAGCUUAUCAUGCGAUAGCGGUGGCACUGAGUGCAGUGGACAACGCCAUUUUGAAAAACAGUUCCGGGAAUAAAAACAAAUUAAUCACAGUGACAAAUCAUCCUUUGCCGAGAACUACGAAGCAAAAAUCAAAUGAUUUAGAUGACAACAGUGGUGGUCUUAAUAUAGCUUUCAAUCUGCUGUUUGGCAUGGCGUUUCUUGCUUCAAGUUUUGUCGUGUUUGUCGUCCAGGAGCGAACGAACGGUGCAAAACAUGUGCAGUUCGUUAGUGGCGUUGAUCCCAUUAGCUACUGGACUGCUUCGUGGUUGUGGGACAUGGUGAAUUUCACACUUCCCUGUAUCGGCGUUGUUAUUUUGUUUGCAUGUUUUAACGUUCCUGCGUACACAGAAGGCUAUCGUCUUGGAAUAGUUUUUCUCGUUUUGAUGCUUUAUGGUUCAGCCAUCAUCCCGUUUAUGUAUCUCUUCUCGUUUCUCUUCAAAACGGCGUCGAAAGCUUUCAUCUUAUUGACGUUGUUAAAUAUUGUAACUGGUCCUGUCGCCUUGCUUGUUGUGUUCAUCAUUCAGAGUCUUGACUACCAUCACACUGUUGAUGUCCUUAACUGGACUUUUUUGGUACUCCCCAACUUUUGCCUCGGACAGUCGUUCUCCAAUAUUUUUGAGAAUUAUAACCGUAUCAGACUUUACAAUAUGUGCAUAGAAAAGUAUGCGCCAGUGAUGUGCAUGUCUCAGAGAGCGAGGAUUCAGACGAAUUAUUUCGCCUUUGAAAAUCCUGGAAUUGGUCGAUUUCUCUUGGUGUUACCACUUGAAGGAAUUUUCUUCAUGUUUAUUAUUCUGCUGAUCGACUUCAAUGCUAUUCGGUCGUUGCGAAGUUCCAUUAGAUCGGUGUACGUCGAUCCGUUUGACAGCAUGCAUCCAAACGAUGAAACGGAAGAUUCCGACGUGAUGGCGGAAAAACGACGAGUACUCAACGACGAAGUGAACGAAGACGUGCUUGUAGUGAAAGAUCUUACGAAAAUAUUUAAAGUUCCAGGUCGUCGAACAUUUGCUGCAGUGGAUCACAUCAGCUUGGGAAUACCUUUAGGUGAAUGCUUCGGUCUCCUGGGAGUCAAUGGCGCGGGAAAAACUACAACGUUUAAAAUGUUAACAGGCGAUGUGAUUCCAACUUCGGGUACCGCCGUCCUUGACUCGUGGGAUAUUCAGACUAAUUUAAGUCGGGUUCGUCAACGAACAGGCUAUUGUCCACAAUUUGAUGCUUUGAUCGAUUUAUUGACGGGACGGGAGAUGUUACAAAUGUAUGCUGCACUUCGUGGAGUCCCCAGUCAUGAGAUCAAUCCAUUGAUCGAAGAUUUAAUGAGAUCAGUGUUGCUAACGGAACACGCUGAUAAGUUAACUAAAACAUACAGUGGUGGAAACAAACGCAAACUAAGUACAGCGAUAGCUUUGAUUGGCGAUCCACUCAUAGUUUUUCUCGACGAACCAACUACUGGAAUGGAUCCUGUUGCAAGACGACUGUUAUGGAACACUUUAUGUAGAGUCAGAGCCGAAGGUCGAUGCCUGAUGAUUACGUCACAUAGCAUGGAAGAAUGCGAGGCGUUGUGUACUCGGUUGGCAAUCAUGGUAAAUGGCAAAUUUCGCUGCCUCGGUAGCCCGCAACACCUGAAGAACAAAUUCGUUCAAGGAUUCACUUUGUUGGUAAACCCUCCAAGUAACACGCCCAGUAAUGACACGACCUUGGUAAAAGAAUUCGUGGCAGAGACGUUCCCAGGCAGUGAACUUCGAGAUGAGCACAAUGGCUUGUUGAAUUACCACAUAGGCGAUUCAAAAUGGGCUUGGUCUUCCCUGUUUGCGAUCUUAGAAGAUGCGCACAGCCGUUCUGUUAUCGGUAAUUAUGCUGUUACGCAAACCACACUGGAACAAAUAUUUUUAAAUUUUGCUCGCUCACAGAGAGGCUACGACGAAUAGAUGGUCGAUUAAUAUCGUCAUACAUGGGGCAGUGUGACCAUUUAUCUAGUAUUAUUACUAAAUUUUGAUGAUUGAACACAUAAUUGAACAACAACACACUCCUUGUUUAUUUUGGUGAUAACACUGACAUUUGACAGUCAUAAUGAUAGUAAUAUAAUAAUAACAAACAUGUGACAGUCA